GGGGGGGGGGGGGGGAAGCUAUUUCAGCUCCUUCGUACCCUCACUCCUGGAUGCCCAUUAUUUCUUCUCAUUUUUGUUUUAUAAAACCAUAAUUCCCUUUCCCGAGCAAAUUUUGUUUUCGCAGCGCAGUUCUUUAACCUCUGAUUCUAUUCGCGCUCAUCUGUUGCCAUUUCCGAUAGCGAAAACUUGAUAUACCCGUCCGUCCCCCUUUACCCAUCUGCUGCAACAACAUCACUCCUCUUCUAGUUAUUUGUUGUGAGAAGAGAAGAUUAAGAUGGAUCCAUCGCAGCAGCAGCAGCAGCAGAACCCGCCCGCACCCGCCCCUCAGCAGCAGCCUGGCUAUGGCUAUCCACCUUACAGUCAAGCCCCUCCUCAUGGUACUCAGGGACAGUAUCCUCCCCAGGGGCAAUAUCCUCCGCAGGGAUAUUAUCUACCGCAAGCCCAAUAUCCUCCUCAGGCGGGCUACUACCCACCGCUGGGACAGUAUCCCCCUGGUGCACCCGGCCAGGUGGCACCGGGCCAAGCACUGCCUCCCGGAGGACAACCACAGCCAUAUGCCCCUCUCCAGCAACAGCCAUACGGUGCUCAUCCGCCAGGACAGUACCCUCCUCAGCCGGCUGCUGGUCAGUAUCCGCCCGCAGCGGGAUACCCAGGGAGCUACCCACUGCAACCUGGAUACAGCGCACCAGCCGGAGCUCCAACCAAAGCCCUCCCCUCCCUGGGCUAUGAUGCAUCCCACAUUGCCACAGGUGACAUGAGCGAAGAAGCGCGCAAGCUCAAAAAGGCAUUGAGCAGCUUCAACACUGAUGAAGCCAAACUAAUCCAAGUCCUCUCCAAACCUGAUGCUGCCCAGAUGACACUCCUGUGCAAAACCUACCGGCACAACAUUGGCAAGAACCUUGAAGAUGUCAUCGCGGACAAAGUAAAACGUGACUUUGGUGACACCCUCCUCACCCUUGUCCGCGGGCCACUGAAAAAUGACAUAGUAUACCUCCACAACGCCCUGCAGGCCACCGGCAUAUCCAGCGGCGCAGCCUCCAGCUCAACCUCCCCCUCAAUCCUCCUCAAUGACGUCCUCCUCCGCCGCACAAAUGCAGACAUAACAGCCCUCAAAACCGCCUUCCAUGACACUUACAAAACCAACCUUAGCACCCGGCUAAGCAACUGCCCGGACCUCCGCGGGCCCCACCUCUCCUUAUUCACCCAGACCCUCAAAGCCGAGCGCAUGGAGGAAUCCCAACCGCUCGACCACGCCCUAAUCGAAGCCGACGCGGCCAAGCUCGACUCAGCCCCCAAAAACAUCGACCCAGGCUCCCACGAGAACGAUCUCAUCCAGCUCCUCGCAACCCGCAGCGACAACCACCUCCGCGCCGUCGCGGCGGCCCUCUCCACCCGCCCGGCCUUCCGGGACGGAACCCUCACCUUCGAAAAGAAGGUGAAAGCCAUCUGGGCGCGGGCGGACAGGAAGGGAUUGCGGUAUAGUGCACUGCAUAUUGUGCGCGGGGCGCUGGAUGCGGCAGCGCUGGAUGCGUGGUUGCUGUACAAGUGCAUGAAGGGGAUGGGGACGAGGGAUUCGCUGCUGAUUGCGCGGGUGGUGAAGUUGCAUUGGCAGCGGGGACGGGUUGGGGAGGUGAAGGCGGCGUAUAGGCGGCGGUUUGAUAAGAGUCUUGUGGAUGUUGUGGAGAAGGAGACGAGUGGGGAUUAUGAGAAGGUGUUGGUCGCAUUGUUAGAGGGGUAGGUGGUAGUAGUAGUAGUUGUUGUUUAAGUUUGAAGGGGAAAGAAAAAAAAAAGGGGAAAGGGGGUGGUUAGGAUCGACUCGUGAUGAAGGUGGAAUGUGGCCCUUUUCCGUAUUAUGACACUGACACAACUCUUCUAUACUUUUUUCUCCAAUUGUCUCUUCUCUCUCUCUCUCUCUCUUAUUUUUAUUUAUUUAUUUAUUUUUGUACUACAGGCUACAUUCACUAUUUUAUAUUGUCCUAGCUCUUUAUUAAUUAAAUGCUGAGAACGAACCAGCUCCAUGUCCCUCUCUCAUCACCUUCCGAUGUCCACUUUUUUGGAUGACCCGCGAUAUCAUCCCUGGGAUGAGCUAUGCUAUCCAUACAUAUCCUAUUAAGCAAGUUAAGGUUACUCAUCACUCGUACCCCCACCCCAGUCCAAGCAAUGCAGCAGAAAGUUAUGAAGGAACGUUCUUCUCAUCAUUAAUGAAAUCUGUAUUAUCUAUAUCGAGCACCGUCUAUGUAUACGUGUAAAGUGCAAAAGGGGUUAGUUGUUAUGUGCAUCCUGGCCCCAUCUAAUACAAAUGAAAGAAUGAACAUCAUCAAAAGCCAGCCCAGAACCGAACCCAACAAACCACCCAAACAAAAAAACCAUACAAAACCCAAA
Messenger RNA from Blastomyces gilchristii SLH14081, 2382 nucleotides. RefSeq names its product annexin. NCBI's taxonomy places the organism in Eukaryota, Fungi, Ascomycota, Eurotiomycetes, Onygenales, Ajellomycetaceae. Gene Ontology annotation, cellular component: cytoplasm. The coding region runs from base 275 to 1738 and encodes 487 amino acids. The record is from RefSeq and is a predicted model, not a curated record. Gene Ontology annotation, molecular function: calcium-dependent phospholipid binding; calcium ion binding. The transcript is spliced from 2 exons.